UUCACUUCUUUUAUCUUUUUUUAGUCCUUUAAUCUCAGAGUGGGUUCCUGUUACAAGUACCCACGUACAGCCUACCUGUUUUGUUGUACAGGGUACGUGGUUCCCAAAUACAUGUACACUGUACCACCUCAAAAGCAAACCCCCAAAUGUAAACCUGUGGAGUUUUACAGGGUCUCGGAUGAACACUUUAUAUACAGUGUUAUGAAUAUACCUGUCCGUCGGUGUAAAGACAAAAUCCAUCGUUAAAAUAAACCCAAAGAAGUUGAUGUGCUCUCAUGAAACGCAAAAAACCUGGAUCAGGCAUAAUUGCCAAUAAGAGAAAGUGCUUGCCAGAGUAACCUUUUGUCCCCAAUGCAUUAUGGAACUGAAUGGGUGCUUUAAAGAACACAAUAGAUGAGGCCGCACUCAUGUUUGACAUUUUAAAUAUUGAAACAGAUACAUUUACCUCCAUUUUUUAAGGGGAAUUAAGUGCGUGCGUCACAAACUGUGUGAAAAAAAAUUAUUCAGAGCAAACUAAUGAUUCAGUUUUGAUACUGAUAACAAUGUAAGCAGACACCGUGCAUAUCCCAUGCUCAGUUAGUUCUCGAAAGCAGACUGGGUGAUACAGAGACAAAAUGAAAUUCACCAGAGUCAUGAUAUUUGCCCUGACAGUGAUCAUUCUGGUGGUUGUAGCAGUGGGCAUGGACACCUGCCCUUCAUCAAUUACUGUACAGGCACCUUGUCCCCCAUCAUGGCAGUCAUGGCGACACUCUUGCUAUCGUUUCACUGAUGAGCCAGCUAACUGGGAUCAGUCCAAGUUGGCCUGUCAGACCAUGGGAGGCAAGAUGGCUGCCCCAUAUUCACAAGAGGAAAAUGAAGUCAUAGUGAGGAUGGCCCAAAGACAGAAUAUUAACCAUCUAUGGAUAGGAUGCAAUGACAGAGAGAAAGAAGGAACCUGGGUGUGUGAAGGACAAGGGAGGGGUGAGCCAUACUUCAACUGGCAGCCAGGAGAGCCAAAUGGUCAUGGUACUGAAAACUGUAUUGAAUUCUACCAACCAUAUUACGGAGGUGGUUCCUUAAAUGACAAUAAUUGUAACAUCUUAUUCAGAGCUAUCUGUGUACGCCUACGACGACAAACCAGCUGCCUGCAUUGUCCAAUUCAACCAGCAUGUGGUUAUCAACCACACCGAGCCCGUCACUACUGCUUUGCCACAGACACCGAUGGACAGCUUCUCAACUCUUGCCUCGUUGAUCACGUCAUCAGAAAGUUCGUUACCAUGAGCAACCCCAGCUGUACCUCGGCCUGCAUCAUAGAGCCUGCAUGUUUAUCCUUCAACAUCAAGUACAACGACGAAGGGCAGAAAAUCUGUCAACUCAACAAUGCAACUCACUGUGAUGAUCCUGAUAACUUUCAAGACAUCCGUUCUUUUUGCUUGUACGCUCAAGAGUGUGUCAACUAGCCGAGAACAAACAGGCAAGCUUUUCUCAAUCUUUGUGUACAAAACCUCAAUUGCACUACU
Messenger RNA from Acanthaster planci (crown-of-thorns starfish), 1499 nucleotides. Its product is annotated as CD209 antigen-like. Gene Ontology annotation, molecular function: growth factor activity. Lineage: Eukaryota; Metazoa; Echinodermata; Asteroidea; Valvatida; Acanthasteridae. Gene Ontology annotation, biological process: ossification. The record is from RefSeq and is a predicted model, not a curated record.